Molecule: messenger RNA, 3253 nt
Organism: Castor canadensis (American beaver)
Lineage: Eukaryota; Metazoa; Chordata; Mammalia; Rodentia; Castoridae
Gene: Epb42
Product: erythrocyte membrane protein band 4.2
Biological process (GO): peptide cross-linking
Molecular function (GO): protein-glutamine gamma-glutamyltransferase activity
Source: RefSeq, a predicted model, not a curated record
UUUGGAGAGAGAUCCCAGAGACCACAGUUCCAGGCAGGCAUUUUCUGUGCUCACGUGGGUUAGAACAGCCUUCAGCCAUGGGACAAGCCCUGGGUAUCAAGAGCUGUGACUUCCAGGCAGCAAAAAAUAAUGAGGAGCACCACACCAAGGCCAUCAGCGCCCGCCACCUCGUUGUGAGGAGGGGGCAGCCUUUCACCAUCACCUUGUACUUCCAUCGCCCAGUCCACACAUUCCUGUCCACCUUGAAGAAGGUGGUCCUCGUUGCACAAACUGGUAAGCAGCCUUCCCAGACCAACAGGACUCAAGCUACAUUCCCCAUUUCCUCUCUGGGGGACCAAAAACAGUGGAGAGCAGUGGUCAAGGAGAGAGAUGACCAGUUCUGGACCAUUUCUGUGACCUCACCUGCUGAUGCUGUCAUUGGCCACUACUCACUCCUGCUGCAGGUCUCAGGCAGGGUGCAAUAUCCUUUGGGCCAAUUCACACUGCUCUUUAACCCCUGGAAUAGAGAGGAUGCUGUAUUUCUGCAGAAUGAGGCUCAACGCAACGAGUACGUGUUGAACCAGAAUGGCUUCAUCUAUCUGGGCACCGCUGACUACAUUCAGGAAGAGCCCUGGAACUUUGGCCAGUUCGAGAGGGAUGUCAUGGACCUCAGCCUGGGCUUGAUGGGUGUGGACAAGCAUAUGGAAAAGUGGAGCCAACCUGUGUAUGUGGCCUGUCUGUGGGGCGCCUUGCUGCACGCUCUCAAGGAGAAGAGAGUUCUGCCCACCCCGCAGACCCAGGCCACCCAGGAAAGGGCCUUGCUCAACAAGCGGCGGGGCAGUGCACCCAUCCUGCGGCAGUGGUUCACUGGCCAAGGGCGACCCGUGUAUGAGGGUCAGGCCUGGGUGUUAGCAGCUGUUGCUUGCACAGUACUGCGAUUCCUGGGGAUCCCAGCCCGUGUUGUCACCACAUUCGCCUCAGCUCAGGACACUGGUGGGAGCCUGUUGGUGGAUGAAUAUUACAAUGGGGAGGGGCUCCAGAAUGGAGAAGGCCAGAGAGGCCGCAUCUGGAUUUUCCAGACUUCAGUAGAGUGCUGGAUGACCAGGCCUGAUUUGUCCCAGGGUUAUAAUGGAUGGCAGGUUCUAUACCCAAGAGCUCCGAGUGGAGGUGGAGUUCUGGGGUCCUGUGAUCUGGUCCCAGUCAGAGCAGUCAAAGAGGGAGCACUGGAGGUGACCCCUGUGGUGUCAGACCUUUUUGCCAUGGUGAACUCCUCAUGCGUGGUCUGGAAGUGCUGUGAGGAUGGGAAAUUGGAAUUGACCAACUCCAACACAAAAUAUGUUGGUAACAACAUCAGCACAAAGGUUGUGGGCAGUGACCGUUGUGAGGACAUCACCCAGAACUACAAGUACCCUGCAGGAUCUCUUCAAGAAAAAGAGGUGCUGGAGAGAGUCCAGAAAGAGAGAAUGAGACAGGGGAAAGACAAUGGCAUCCGUUGUCUCAGUCUCCAGCCGGCUGAUUCUUUCUACCUGUUCUUAGAGGCACCCAGCUCCCUCCCCCUGAGAGGGGAUGCCCAACUCUCAGUAACCCUGGUUAAUCCCAGUGACCAGGAAAAGGAGGUGCAGCUGGUGAUUGGGGCCCAGGCUGUAUACUACAAUGGAGUCUUUGCUGCUGAGCUCUGGAGGGAGAAGCAGUCCCUGAGACUCGGGGCCAACCAAGUUGUGAGAAUAACCACCAGCCUGUCCUUCUCCUGUUUUGAGCGAAACCCACCUGAGAACAGCUUCCUCAGACUCACUGCAGUGGCUACACACUCUGAGUCCAGCCUCAGCUGCUUUGCUCAGGAAGACAUUGCCAUUUGUAGACCACACCUCAUCAUCAAGAUGCCAGAGACAGCAGAAAGGUAUCGACCUCUUACAGUCUCAGUCAGCAUCCAUAACUCCCUGGACUGCCCCAUGGAGGAAUGUGUGAUCUCCAUCUUUGGAAGGGGACUCAUCCACAAAGAGAGGAGAUACAGAUUAGGUCCUGUGUGGCCUGGAAACACCUUGUGCACCCAGUUCCAGUUUGUGCCAACAGAAUUGGGGCUUCAGAGGCUCAUGGUGGAAAUGGAUUGCAAUAUGUUCCAGAAUCUAAUCAGUCACAGAAGUGUCACUGUGGUAGCCCCUGAACCUUCAGCUUAAACUUCCUUCUCUAUUACCACUCUCCCCAACCAACACCUGAAACUACACUCUAAAACCAAACAUGUGCUGGGGAGAGAAACUCUGCUUAUCAGAUAAAUGAGUCUUCAUUCAAGUUGAGCAGAACAGGGAUUAAGAACCCAACUAGAUUCCCAGAAAUCAACAGAUUCUCAUUCAUUCAUUUCUGUCACCCCAGCUUAAGGCAGCCAGAGACUAGUUGUCUUCAAAUAGAAACUACUAGGCAUAAGAAACAUAAGAAAGCCUUUGAAAAGGUAGGGAGAUAACUAAUUUAGAGUUUUUUAGUAUCUUUUCAGAGUACAUUCACAUUUUUUUGGGUUUGAGGUUUUUCAUAACCAUUAAUACAUUCAUUAACUUAUAGGUAAUGGAAAGAACCUAAUAUUAAAUCAUUCUUCUAUUUUGGAUGAUGUAGGACAAUAUUAGCUAAAAGUCAGAUUUUUAUGUAAUCCUAAAAUUGCAUUGAUUACUAUAUCCCCAACCAUUAUCCUUAGACCUGAAGAUGACUGAAUAAAGAAUAUAUAGGAGCUAAGAGCAGGAUGAUCUAGAUUUAGCUGUACAUACAUCUUUUACUAGAGUUUUAAAUUCAUUAAAUAUUACACAACUAAAGUCUGAUGUAAAUAACAUGAAUUUGGUCCAGUCAAGAAAUGUGAAAAUUAGAAAAUAGGCCCUAUGAAAAAGGAUAAAAGAAUAGGAAUCCUUUUGUACAACAUUAUGAUUUUUCUUAUUUAUGUUACUAGUUUUAGUUCCUUCUCUUUAUAAUACUUGUUGAAAGUAUAAAAAGGCACUUUUUAAAAGUAGGUUAAAGGUCAAUUUGGCUUAAGGAAGUUCAACCCCACAUGUAUAUAUACUAGUCACUGAAAAGAAUGACUGCUAAAGAAAUCAGAAAGAUAGAUGUGAUGAAUUAUAUCUAAAGAAGGAAGAGAACCUGAGGGGGUGAGACCUGUAGUAUAUGUACAAGGCUCAAUUCAGGUCAACACAAUAUACAUCACUACAGUUUUACCCUGCUUUCCAGUAUGUAAUCUACAAUGAAAACAUUUAAUUCAGUUGUGAUGGUUUUACAAAAGGAUGUACCAAAAAAUCCCUUA